GAGGCCAAAAAGAACCCACUAUUUUCCCUGCAGGGUCCCAACUUCUUCCCCGCGCUCAUCCGACAACUUCCAACCUCGACCUCCACAAAUCCUCCAACCCGCCAACUCGUAUUCCCUAUUAUCAACCUUAUUGCUAUUACUACUGUAUUCCGGAUUUGUACUAUUUUAUCACAAUUAUCUCGACUGGUUUUCCAUUCUUACUCUUUCAUUGCUCGUUAUCAAAUUCAUUUCAUUAAUCGACUAUUUCACUUUUCGAACGAUUACCGAGCCAUCUCUUGACGACCCAAAAUGGCGACCGUAGAGAUGAGUCCUCAAUCUACGCAUGUUCCUCCGGGACCUGAGGCUAAGCGCCCCAGAGGUAUUCUAAAGAACUCGUACACUAAAUCACCCCCUCCCGAGUCCCCAACUAAGGAGCAAGAUUUAUCCGAGAAGGAGCUUACUAUCAUCAACACACAAACAAAUGCCGGCCACCGACGUUCUUCUAGCGCCGCCAGUCGUCCUCCAGGAUCUCGUCGCCAAUCCACACGCACUCCCUCCUUUGAUCCUCUCAAUGGAAUCGAUCAAAACCAGCGCCUAAAGUGGGAUGAGGCCAAUCUCUACUUGACGGAACAGGAGCGCACUGCUACGAUGAAGAUCACAGAGCCGAAGACACCCUACGCUCGACAUUAUGAGCCAUCAGAAGAUGAUGAGGAUGACGAGAUGCUUGAUGGUGAAAACUCGCGAAAGGAAGAGAUUACCGAACUAUCCCUUGGCGAACCCGAGGAAGAUAUCCCCGAAGGAGAGUUUGGGAUCGAGCGCAAACAAAGCAAGGUCCAUGUUAACGACGAAGAUGCCACCCCGAUCCACGACGCGGAAAACGAGUAUAUCGGCCUAAGUCCCGAGGAGCGCGAGAAGCAUCGGAAGUUCGAGCAGCUACGCAAGAAGCACUAUGAAAUGAAGGACGUGGCUAAGUUCCUCGGCCAUCCCGAGAACAUCGACGAGAUCGAGGACGAGGAAGAGGUGCCGCCGAUGCCUACCAUUAACGGUGCCAUGGUCAAAGCGGGCGACUAGGGAAGCGGGCUACGCAACCCUCCGCAAACGAUCCUACUAGGGAAGAGGGUAUGCAAGCUGUGCAGGUGGAUACAAGGACGAUGACGAUAUACGGGAUGCAUGCAGGAUGGAGUUUAAUGGCCGGGUGGAAUACCUAUUCUUCAAUUGUCUUGUCUUGUUGCUCGGGGCGCAUUAGAUGAGUCUGGUGUUGGAGGGCGAACGAGAUGAUUCUAUCGGUUUGGGAGGAGAUGAAUAUUAAGGUCGAUUACGGAUUGUAGUUAUAGAUACUCUACUGAUACUAUAGGGGGUUUGCGCCCCGAGAGAAUCAAUGAUA
Molecule: messenger RNA, 1363 nt
Organism: Annulohypoxylon maeteangense
Lineage: Eukaryota; Fungi; Ascomycota; Sordariomycetes; Xylariales; Hypoxylaceae
Exons: 2
Coding region: 289-1050 (253 amino acids)
Biological process (GO): regulation of signal transduction
Molecular function (GO): protein phosphatase inhibitor activity
Source: RefSeq, a predicted model, not a curated record